Molecule: messenger RNA, 818 nt
Organism: Podarcis muralis (Common wall lizard)
Lineage: Eukaryota; Metazoa; Chordata; Lepidosauria; Squamata; Lacertidae
Gene: CELA3B
Product: chymotrypsin like elastase 3B
Biological process (GO): proteolysis
Molecular function (GO): serine-type endopeptidase activity
Source: RefSeq, a predicted model, not a curated record
GGCUGUGGACAACCUUCUUAUGCCCCCACGGGGAGAGUGGUGAACGGUGAAGAUGCCGUGCCGUACAGCUGGCCCUGGCAAGUUUCCCUGCAAUAUGAAAGCGGAGGACAAUUCCACCACACCUGCGGAGGGACACUCAUCGAUGCCAACUGGGUCAUGACGGCCGGACAUUGCAUCUCACCAUCCCGCAAAUACAAGGUGGUUCUGGGUGAGUACGACCGGAGCAAAGAGGAAGGCCCAGAGCAGCACAUCCUGGUGAACUCAGAGGACAUCUAUGUGCACCCUGGCUGGAACGGCAACUGCGUGGCUUGUGGGGAUGACAUCGCCUUGCUGAAGCUUUCUCGCAGCGCAGAGCUUAACGACAAAGUGCAGCUGGGGUGCAUCCCGCCCCCGGGAGACCUGCUCCCCAAUGGAUCCCCCUGCUACAUCAGCGGCUGGGGGCGCCUCUACACUGGCGGGCCACUCCCCUCCAUCCUUCAGCAAGCCCUGCUCCCAUCGGUGGACUACGCCCACUGCAGCCAGCCGGACUGGUGGAGCUACACCGUGAAGGAGACGAUGGUCUGCGCCGGGGGAGACAUCCGGUCCGGCUGCAACGGUGACUCCGGAGGCCCCCUCAACUGUCGGGCUGCUGAUGGGAGGUGGUACGUCCACGGGGUGACGAGUUUCGUCUCUGCCUGGGGGUGCAACACCUUGAAGAAGCCCACCGUCUUCACCCGUGUCUCUGCUUUCAACAACUGGAUUGAAGAGACCAUUUCCAGCCAUUAAUGUCAAGCAGCAGCAACUGCAGCCGAAUCCCUUCCUUGCUGGAUUCUUCAGAA